CCUGUUUCAUAUCACAAAACAGAUCGUGAAAGCAACCGAUCCAUAAAUGAAACGCCAUCCAAUACAGAGAGGCAAAUGCUGAGAUGCAGGGGCCGGAAGGAAAGAGGGAGGAACAGAAGAGAUGAAGCCCGCUGAGGGUCAGAGGGGGUUUCCACUUGAAAAGCGUCAGGAGUUGGGUGACACAAAGAAGGGGCAGAUCACUUCUCUGAAAGGAAGAACCGAGAGAACAGGAUGACAGCAGAGUAAAGAAAAAUCUGUGUUACCAGAGCAGACAGGAAAAAAUGAAAGAGUGGACUGUUUACUUAAGACUAAGAUGAUAGGUUUAUUGGCAGGUGUAUGAACAUCGGUAGUGGAAACAGACAAACCAUUUUCUAGAGGACUUUAAAACGUUUUAAAAAUAAGAGAUUGACAAGAAACAACCUCAAAAUUUCUCAGAUCAGCGAGAAGAUUAUCCUCAAAUGGAAUAGAGAUGGCUGAUAAGAAAAAGUGCAAACUUGAGGAAUAUCGUUUUGAGGAUCGGUGUUGUAACCGUUGCCCAAAAGGCCAGCAUGUUGUCACAGACUGCACACCGUCUAAACCGACCACGUGUAAAAUAUGCCAACUCAAUCAGUAUAUCAAUGACUGGAACUUCUCACAUCAGUGUUUUUCCUGUCGAAACCUUUGCUCUUCCAAUAACCACAUGAAGACGACCACUGAGUGUCACCCUGAGCAGGACAGACAGUGUGAGUGCGUGUCUGGUUACUAUUUCUUAGACAAAGACAAGGAGCACUGCAGCCCUGUGACCAAGUGCAACCCAGGUUCUGGGGUCAAAGUUCACGCUACCACCCUAAAUGACACCGUCUGUGCCCCAUGUCUGCCUGGGACCUUCAGCCCCAAGAAGGAUCUUUUUCCCUGCAGACCCCACACCAAUUGUGAGAAACAAGGACGGGAGUUGAAAUCUGAAGGAACUGAUACCAGUGAUGCUGUGUGCGGUCCCGUCAUACCAAGGUGUUCCUGGAUGUUACCUGCUGGCCUUUGGGCAGGGGUGGUGGUGACGUCGAUCUUCAUCAUUCUGUUCUGCGUUAUCUAUUGGAAGAUGAAGCGCCAAUCCUACCAUACAGUCUCCAGCCCCUGUCGCUUGACUGUGGAGCCAGUGGUCAUCACAGAGCCUCCGUACCCAUGCCCAGAGUUAGGUAAACACUGCCAGGAGACCUGUGAUGGAGAGAAAAGGCUGAAGCCAGUUUUUGUCAACUCAGGUGAGACCGUGAACUCCCACCUCCUGUUCCCCUCAGGGAACUCUCUGGUGCUGAAUGCCUACCAUCAACAUUGUAACAUAGAAAACGAUGGCCCUUCAAGGACACCAUUGAUGGAUCAAUCGGGCCAAUCGGUGAAUGACGUGAAUGGACAUUCCACGAUUUCCUUAGUCAGGAUGACAUCAGAACCACAGGAGGAUGAAUGGGGCGGGACAUAGAUUUAGAUUCAACUUUCACUAACGCUCCUGGUAUUGACAUUGUCCCUAAACAAGCUGAUAACAUGAAACCCUGAACAGACACAUGGACUGUAAGACAUUGUUAUGUUGUCUAUCACCCCCUGUUGGCAAGAUAAAAGUUGCACAAAGUACUCUAUUUAUAGUUACUCUUAAGUAUUUAUUUAAUUGAUGGCAACUUCUUACGAGUGGUUGUUCAUCUAUAGGAAGACAACAGCUUUUUGCCAAAUCUUGUAUUGCGGCAACUUAUUGCAACUGAAACUUGCGCAAUAUUUAUUGUGAGAAAAUGAUGCACUGUUAGUGAAAAUGAGUGUACAAUCAAAUAGAAAAAUAACCAACUUAGAAAACUAUAGCUGUUUUCUAGCAUCGAGCAAGAUAUGGUUUAUUUCAAUGUACAGCUGGUACACUUACAGUACAACAAGAAGACAUUCACCAUUGGAACCAUUAUAGUGCAAUAGCAGUACAUGCAUUGGUAAUGUUUACACAUUGCAUUCUGCUUUGUACCCAUCGCUCUCAAUCUGUUACAUAAACGUGCAAUAUUCUGAGUAAGUAACUAACUUUACAUACGUGAAAUAACAUGUCAAGAAAAGUACCGUUUUUGAUACACAAGAUUUUAACUCAUAGGUCUUCAAUUUAGUGUAAUUCUGUCCAAGUUAUGUUUGAAAAUGAUUAUAUUAAAAAACUAUGGCACUUA
Messenger RNA from Osmerus eperlanus (European smelt), 2159 nucleotides. RefSeq names its product tumor necrosis factor receptor superfamily member 5. Gene Ontology annotation, molecular function: antigen binding; CD154 receptor binding. The coding region runs from base 470 to 1450 and encodes 326 amino acids. The transcript is spliced from 8 exons. Gene Ontology annotation, cellular component: CD40 receptor complex; external side of plasma membrane. NCBI's taxonomy places the organism in Eukaryota, Metazoa, Chordata, Actinopteri, Osmeriformes, Osmeridae. The record is from RefSeq and is a predicted model, not a curated record. Gene Ontology annotation, biological process: TRIF-dependent toll-like receptor signaling pathway; positive regulation of interleukin-12 production; positive regulation of isotype switching to IgG isotypes.